Messenger RNA from Tripterygium wilfordii, 501 nucleotides. RefSeq names its product leucine-rich repeat extensin-like protein 3. Bases 1 to 501 code for a protein of 166 amino acids. The transcript has 2 exons. Lineage: Eukaryota; Viridiplantae; Streptophyta; Magnoliopsida; Celastrales; Celastraceae. The record is from RefSeq and is a predicted model, not a curated record.
AUGGGUUGUCUCAAUACUCUAAACCCUCUAAGAAAAAAAUGGCUUGGGUUGCUUGUGAAGGUCACUGUAUUGGUAACUGUCAUGGUUGCCAGGGCAAACUCUGAAGAUCAAACAGGUUUAUUGUGUGUUAGUGAUUGUGGUACAUGUCCAGUCAUUUGUUCCCCACCUCCUUCCCCAGUAAAAUCACAUACACCACCACCACACUCAUCACUACCGCCACCACCGCCGCCUCCACUGCUGACGCCAAUUUAUCAAUCCCCUCCUCAAUCUUACUAUCACUCUCCACCACCACCAGCACCUCGGCCGCCUCCACCAUCACCACCAGUGCCUUCAUCAAAUACACCAAUAAUUGUUGUCCCCACUCCUCCUUCUAGUUCCAACAGCCCUCCUUCAGGUCACGCGCCACCUACAGCAGGACCACUUGACUACGCCUUUCCUUACUACUAUUUCUAUGCAUCCAAGGCAUCUAAUCUCUGUUAUUCGUUGCCUUAUGGUCUAUAA